UAUUCAUACGCAUUUCAACGUCCAGACCACAAGAACCUCACGUACUCGGUUUUCAGCCACUAUUGCCUCUACUAUAUAAGUACGCCAAAAUCCCUCGAUCUCCAUUUAUCCCACUCGAUCGAUCCCCCGCCCUCUCCUCCCUUCUCUCUUUUGGCGAUCAUUCGACCUCGACUACUAUUUUGGUGAUUGCUGAUGGGGCGCAACGAUGGCCUUCUUUCGCGCAUCGCCACCAACGGCCGCCACGGCGAGGAUUCGCCUUACUUUGACGGCUGGAAGGCCUACGAGAACGAUCCCUUCCACCCGAGACAUAAUCCUGGGGGCGUAAUCCAAAUGGGACUCUCCGAGAACCAGCUUUCGCUGGAGUUAAUACGUGAGUGGAUCAAGAAUCACCCGGAGGCCUCCAUUUGCUCGGCGGAGGGCCUGCCGCAGUUCAUGGAGAUCGCCAAUUUCCAAGACUACCAUGGCUUGCCGGCUUUUCUGCAGGGAAUCGCGAAAUUGAUGGAGAAAGUGAGAGGAGGAAGGGUCAAAUUCGAUCCGAACCGCGUGGUGAUGAGCGGCGGAGGCACUGGAGCGCAAGAAACGCUCGCGUUUUGUCUCGCUGACCCUGGCGACGCCUUCCUCGUCCCAACUCCGUACUAUCCAGCAUUUAAUCGCGAUCUCCGGUGGAGAACGGGCGUCGAGCUCCUCCCGGUUCACUGCAAGAGCUCUAAUCACUUCAGAGUCACCAAAACGGCGCUAGAAUCGGCAUACGAGAAGGCGCGAAAGGAUAACAUCAGAGUAAAAGGAGUACUGAUAACCAACCCAUCCAACCCGCUCGGCACGACCAUGGAUAAACACACGCUACAGACCCUCGUGAAAUUCGUAAACGAAAGGAGAAUCCACCUAGUCUGCGACGAGUUAUACGGCGCAACCAUCUUUAGGGAGCCCAGGUUCGUCAGCAUCUCCGAGGUAAUAGAAGAGGACCCGAACUGCGACAAGAAUCUGAUCCACAUUGCGUACAGUCUCUCAAAGGACUUCGGCCUCCCCGGAUUCCGAGUCGGGAUCGUGUAUUCCUACAACGACACGGUGGUUAGUUGCGCACGCAGAAUGUCGAGCUUCGGCCUCGUCUCGUCGCAGACACAGCACCUACUGGGCGCCAUGCUAUCCGACGAAGAAUUUUUGGCAACAUUACUGACUGAAAGCGCGAAGAGGCUGUCGGAGAGGCACAGGAUCUUCUCUUCCGGCCUUGAGGAAGUCGGCAUCCGCUGCUUGGACGGCAAUGCCGGGGUCUUCUGCUGGAUGGACCUACGGCACCUCCUCAAAGAAGCCACCGAAGACGGCGAGCUCGAGCUGUGGCGCGUGAUAGUGAACAAUGUCAAGCUCAAUGUGUCCCCCGGUUCGUCGUUUCAUUGCGCCGAGCCAGGUUGGUUCAGGGUCUGCAUCGCGAAUAUGGACGACGACACGACGCGGGUCGCGCUUAAGAGGAUCAGGACUUUCGUGUGCCGCAUUAACAGGGCCAAUGCGGAGGCGAGGAUGGUGAAGAAGAAGAAGAAAUGGGAUAAUUCGGUCUUGAGAAUAGAUUUGCCGAGGAGGUUCGAAGUCGAGAUCAGCCGUAGCCCGUCCCUGAUGUCGCCGCAGUCCCCGCUUGUUCAUGCCACCACAUGAGCAUUUGCUGCUACAUACAUAAUCUUACUUCUGGAGUAGGAACUCCUGCUCGAUCUUCUUGUUUCCUUUUUUUUCAUUUUUUGGGAUGCAUGAAUUACGAAAAUUGACCGAAAUUCAUUCAUUCCAAUUAAGAAUAUAGAUGUAGGGCGAAGAAUGUUAGAAUUAAUUUAUUUCCUACAGAUAUACACACGCAAGAAAUAAAUAGAUCUGAUUAUGUUGGUUUAUCUUCUUGAACACUUGUAGUUUGCAUGUCAAUUUGGAUGGAAUAAUACUAUUGUUUCCGAAUCA
Messenger RNA from Ananas comosus (pineapple), 1932 nucleotides. RefSeq names its product 1-aminocyclopropane-1-carboxylate synthase-like. Gene Ontology annotation, biological process: amino acid metabolic process; biosynthetic process. NCBI's taxonomy places the organism in Eukaryota, Viridiplantae, Streptophyta, Magnoliopsida, Poales, Bromeliaceae. The record is from RefSeq and is a predicted model, not a curated record. The transcript is spliced from 4 exons. Gene Ontology annotation, molecular function: transaminase activity; pyridoxal phosphate binding. The coding region runs from base 193 to 1644 and encodes 483 amino acids.